AUGAAACGCUCAUCGCUAUCGUGUUCUGUUGUUUUUGCUUGUUUGUCUUUGUGUGUAAAUAAAUUCUCGUGUUUCCUUGCACGUACACAGAGGGUCCCGUCGUCCCAACCAUGUGAACUACAACUGAAACCGAAACCAUUUGGCAAUCCAAGACGCGUCUGUGAUUUUUCUGCAAGGUGCAUUCUGGUGAGCACUGCCAUUACACGAUGCCUGAGGACAGCAGGCUUAGAUAGCGCCGUUUCGGGAAGUGGACAUGCCACUGAACACUUCCAAGCGCUAGCUAGUUUAGAACUGCUUGUAUGA
Necator americanus (New World hookworm) is the source of this 303-nucleotide messenger RNA. RefSeq lists its product as uncharacterized. The record is from RefSeq and is a predicted model, not a curated record. The transcript has 3 exons. The coding region runs from base 1 to 303 and encodes 100 amino acids. NCBI's taxonomy places the organism in Eukaryota, Metazoa, Nematoda, Chromadorea, Rhabditida, Ancylostomatidae.